UAAUUAGAUGAAAGUUCGAAUAACUUUUGGUGUUAGAAAACUGUUCUAUUGCCAAGGCGACAGCCGAUAAGACGUGCUUUAUCUAGUACUUAGGUACAUAAAACCAAAAUUUUCACAUUAAAGUAAACAGUGCUAGAAUGUGUGGAAAGCACGUGAACAAGCAUCACUGCUUCUUUAUUUCACUAGCACAUCCUAGAGCCACUUCAAACGGCUUGAAAACCGUCCUUUAUUAAACAAUCCUUCUGACUCCAAAGGCUCUUUACACAUCCAUAAUCAAGUGAAAAUCCUGGGACAAAAUGUUCUGACGUAAAAUCGCUAAUCGCUGAAUAUAUUUGCGCUUCACCAAAGCAAAUUGCUCGAAUUGUACUAUGUGUUUGCUUAGCUCUUAGGUUCGGCUACUCGAGAGAUGGAACUUUUCAAUAUUGGUUUAUCCGAGUAUGAGAUUCAAGGAGCAUUCAGCUCCUAUACCUAAGUAUUCUUCACCUAUUAAGUCCGUCAAAGCAUUUUCAACUGUAAAGCGAGUGGCUACUCAAUGCCAGACCCAUCGGAAAAUCACUAGAAAUAUUCGCAAUUUUCCACUUUCCAUUGACCGAAGAAACGUGUUGUCCUUAUCAGCUGCCCACAUACUUUCAGCAUGUUAUCGCAUACCGUUUGAGUGGCUGUUCUAUCACUACAGCACUUAGUGUGGAUUAGUUCUUGGAAAAUAAAAAAAGAGGCGCAAUGGUUUCGGUUCCAGUUGGUGCCAGACAAUUAGUGCGAGCGGUAGCAUGAGUUCAGUUGGAAAUCGGGAACUUCAGUUGCGUUACCUCUACAUUGAUAACAAUAGUUGAGAGCCGGCCUAAGGAACGAACCGAUUUCUGAAGACAUGGAGAACCUGAAAGAUGCGGAAGCGCGAAAGAACCGAACCACCACGAAUCCUUAUGCAAAAGCUGGGAUUUUCAGCAAGAUGACCUUUGCAUACCUGCUCCCAUUGUUCUACAAGGGAUACAGACGUGGCCUGACCGAAGACGAUAUCUAUCCCCAUUUGUCCAGCCACGACUCGAAGAUACUGGGCGAAAGACUGGAAAAGCAAUGGAACAAGGAGCUGAAGAACAGCAAAGACCCAUCCUUAUGGCGGGCGUUUGCCAAAGUGUUCGGCAGGGAGAUGAUGACCUACGGCUUAGGAAUUUUGAUGUUCGAAAUGCUCAGACUGACGCUGCCACUGUCCUUGGCCAAACUUCUCGAAUACUUCAACCCCAACUCCACCACGACCUUCAACGAGGCUUGCAUUUAUGCAGGCAUCAUCGGGGGCACCACCGUAGUCCAGAUCACCAUCAUCCAUCAUUCAAUGUUUCACGUUUUCCAUCUGGGCAUGCGACUUCGGGUAGCAGCAGUAGCCUUAGUCUACAGAAAGGCCAUCAGAUUGAGCAAGUCGGCUCUGGCCGAGACCACUAUUGGCCAGAUGGUCAAUUUAAUAUCCAAUGAUGUGUCUCGGUUUGAAAUGUGCACUGUUAAUGUCCACAAUAUCUGGAUCGGGCCCAUUCAGCUGGUGGUGCUUCUGUUUCUGCUGCUGUCCUACGCUGGAUGGACUGGCUUGAUUGGAGUGGGGGUGCUGCUGUGUAUCAUUCCGUUUCAAAUCUGGAUGGGGAAGAAGACCUCGUUGUACCGGCUGCGCACCGCCAUCAAAACUGAUGAGAGAAUCCGGCUAAUGAACGAGAUCAUCAGUGGAAUGCAGGUGAUCAAAAUGUACACCUGGGAGAAGCCUUUUACCAAAAUCGUGGAAAUCGUGCGAAGACUGGAAAUGAACGAAAUUCGCAAAAACUCCUUCCUCAAAGCCAUCCAUCUCUCCUUCAACGUCUUCCUCACUCGGACAUUGAUCUACAGCUGCGUGGUUGUCCAUGUUCUACUAGGCAACAACGUGAAUCCCCAAUACAUCUUUGGCCUGUCCUUGUUCUACGAACUGCUCAGGCAAUGUCUAAGCCAGGCCUUUGCUCAGGGCGUAGCUCAGGUGGCGGAAGCCAUCAUUUCCACCAGAAGAAUCAAGGAGUUUCUGCUCUACGAUGAGCUGGAGCCUGAGUUCACCCUCAUAUCUUCAAGCGGCGACAAAAAUCAGAAAAGCGGCCUUAGUGGCUCGAUUUUGGUGCAGGGCUCGGUGUCGGACAGCUCACAACCCAUUGGCGUGUCUUUGGAGAAUGUCAGCACCAAAUGGAUCAAAUCCCACGAAGAACUUGCGCUAAAGGGCAUCGACUUUGAAGUGAAUCCUGGAGAAUUGGCCACCAUUAUCGGCAAAGUUGGCAGUGGCAAAACCACCCUGCUUCACGUCAUCCUCAAAGAACUUGAGGUGACAGCAGGCAAGAGAAGAAUAAACGGAGUGAUUUCGUUUGCCUCUCAGGAGCCUUGGCUGUUCGUCGGCACUGUAAGGCAAAACAUCCUCUUCGGCCAGGACUUUGACGUGGUAAAAUACCACGAAGUGGUAAGAGUUUGUGCUUUACAGCGCGACCUCAAGCUCUUCCCUCAUGGCGACCGCACCCUCAUUGGCGAACGGGGAGUGUCAUUGAGUGGCGGGCAACGAGCCAGAAUCAACCUUGCCAGAGCCGUAUAUAAAAGCGCGGACAUUUACCUACUGGACGACCCAUUGUCAGCUGUAGACGCCCAUGUGGGCAAGCAAAUCUUCAAAGAAUGCAUCGACGGCUACUUAAAGGACAAAUGCGUGGUGCUGGUCACGCACCAGCUCCAAUACUUAAAAGACUGCAAGAAGAUCUACUUGCUAAACGACGGCUCUGUGCAGCACUCGGGCACCUACGAAGAUAUCAAGCAAGGCGGCAAGGACUUUAAAGUCCUGCUGGAGGAGCUGAAGAAAAUGGAGGAAGAGGCGAAGAAAGAGGAGGAAGUGAGGAAUCGCAAGCGCACCAUGUCAGCCAAGUCAGUUGCUGAAGACAGUACUGCUCUGGAGGAACCAACUUUUGGAAAAGAGGACAAAAUCGACGGCAAAGUAACAUGGGGCAUGUACAAAUCCUAUCUGCUAGCCGGCGGCAGCGCAUGCAAGCUGUUCUUUAUGGGUUGCGUCUUCAUUUUCUCCCAAGCCCUUGCCAGCAUGGUCGAUUACUUCCUCAGCGUUUGGGUCAAUAUGGAAGAAAUGAAGCAAGCGCGCAACAUCACAGGCGAAGUCAAUGACACCUUGAUCGACAGUCUGGAUGAUUCCCAGUACACAGUCUUCCAGAAGUUCUGGUUCGGUUUUCUAACUGACGAUGUUUGCCUGCUGAUCUACACUGGACUUAUGGCCGUGGUGAUUCCGCUGAUCGUUGGCAGAGCCAUUUAUUUCUUCAACUGGUUUGUCAGCGCUUCCAUCAACCUGCACAACAACAUGUUUUCGAAAAUCGUCCAUGCCCCGAUGCGCUUCUUCAACCUGAACCCAUCCGGGCGCAUUCUGAAUCGCUUCUCCAAAGACAUAAACAUGGUGGAUGAGUAUUUGCCGGUGACCCUUUCCGAUACUGUUCAGAUCGGCUUGAUGAUUGGCGCCAAUAUAAUCGUGGUGUCCACAGUGAUUCCUUUUAUUCUGCUGCCUACUGGGGUGAUUUUGGUCAUUUUCUACCUCAUACGAACAGUUUUCAUCGCAACCAGUCGCGACAUUAAGCGAUUUGAGGCAUUGACUCGAAGCCCCAUCUACUCGCACCUGACAGCCUCCUUGCAAGGUCUGACCACCAUCAGAGCCUUUGGGGCUCAAAAUAUGGUCAAACAGGAGUUCGAUAACUAUCAAGACGCCUACAGUUCUUCCUACUUUAUGUUCUUGGCUGCCAACCGAUCCUUUGGCUAUUGGCUGGACUUGCACACCUCGAUCUUUGUCACUUUGGUGACUUUCAGCUUUGUGCUACUGAAGACUGAUUCAUAUGGAGGUAGCGUGGGUUUGGCCGUCACGCAGGCGAUCAACUUGGCUGGAUGGUUCUCCUUCGGGAUUCGACAAUGGAGUGAAAUGGAGAACACGAUGAUUUCGGUGGAGAGAAUCAAGGAGUAUGCGGAUGUGGUGCCUGAAGCUGAUGCCCAGGCUCGGGAGCCUCCAGCCAGCUGGCCGCAGAGCGGAGAGGUUAAGUUUGUAAACGUGGGGCUUCGCUAUGGGGACGGUGAGCCCUACGUGCUCAAGCAGCUGAACUUCUCCAUUAAAACCAACGAGAAAAUUGGCAUAGUGGGGAGGACGGGGGCUGGAAAGUCCUCCAUUAUUUCAGCCCUGUUCCGACUGGCAGAUAUCGAUGGGCAAAUCCUGAUUGACAACAUCGAUAGCAAAACCAUACCGCUGAACAAACUGAGGUCCAGCUUAUCGAUAAUUCCGCAGGAGCCAGUGCUCUUUUCUGGAACGCUUCGCAAAAAUCUGGAUCCUUUUGACGAAUACAACGAUCAAACCAUUUGGAACGCUCUGGAAGAAGUCGAGCUCAAAUCAGCAGUGUCCGACCUGCCGCACGGCCUGGAAAGCCACAUGUCGGAAGGUGGCUCCAAUUUCAGCGUAGGCCAAAGACAGUUGGUGUGCCUGGCCAGAGCGAUAGUUCGCAGAAACAAAAUCCUCGUUCUGGAUGAAGCCACAGCCAGCGUGGAUCCGCACACUGAUGGCCUGAUCCAGACCACGAUUCGAAAGAAAUUUUCAGGCUGCACUGUGCUGACGAUAGCGCACAGAUUGCACACGAUCAUGGAUUCGGACAAGGUGCUGGUGAUGGAUGCGGGCCGCGCGAUGGAAUUCGAUCAUCCCCACAAGUUGUUGGAGGACGCAAGGGGCGUGUUCUAUUCGCUGGUGCAACAGACUGGAAAGGCCAUGGCUUCAAAUCUGGCGGAUAUUGCGGCCAAAAACUACCAAGAUUCUAGAGCAGCUGAGGAUUGAGGCUGCUGUGAUCACUCGAAUACGCGCUCCAGUGGAGGUGCCGUCCAGAACAAACCAGGAGACUUAUAUUAAUUAUGAUGUUUAAUGUAAUGUUAAUUAUAGUAAUUAUGAUAUUGAUUGAUAAAUGCGUCUAGCAAAGUGA
This is a messenger RNA of Dendroctonus ponderosae (mountain pine beetle), 4985 nucleotides long. Its product is annotated as probable multidrug resistance-associated protein lethal(2)03659. NCBI's taxonomy places the organism in Eukaryota, Metazoa, Arthropoda, Insecta, Coleoptera, Curculionidae. The record is from RefSeq and is a predicted model, not a curated record. The transcript is spliced from 13 exons. Gene Ontology annotation, biological process: transmembrane transport. Gene Ontology annotation, molecular function: ATP hydrolysis activity; ABC-type transporter activity; ATP binding. The coding region runs from base 866 to 4843 and encodes 1325 amino acids. Gene Ontology annotation, cellular component: membrane.